This is a messenger RNA of Solanum stenotomum, 867 nucleotides long. RefSeq lists its product as uncharacterized. The record is from RefSeq and is a predicted model, not a curated record. Lineage: Eukaryota; Viridiplantae; Streptophyta; Magnoliopsida; Solanales; Solanaceae. The transcript has 3 exons. Bases 1 to 867 code for a protein of 288 amino acids.
AUGAAUAUACAUCAUGAUCCAACUAAUGUGGAAAAUCAGCCAGUAGAUGUGGAAGAUCCCGAACCCGAAUGUUGUGAAGAAAUGCAGGGUGAUGUGGUUGCUAAGGAAAUGGUCCGAGGAACAGCCGAGAACGGAUAUUCAUGCUUACCAACUUUUUCUUACAUGUUCGAGGCACUUAAUGUUGGUUCUAGUUAUUGUCUCAUGGUAAACGAGGAUAGUCAUAGGUUCAUGUAUUAUUUCUUGGCCUUUGGUGCUUGCAUUAAGGGAUUUGCCCACAUGAGAAAGGUAAUUGCGGUUGAUGGCACUCAUUUACAUGAGAAUGAUGCAUCUUGGACAUUCUUCUUUGAGAAAUUGAAGGAGAUUGUGGUCGAUGAACCAGAUUUGUGUUUUAUCUCCGAUAGGCACAAAAGUAUCGCCACUGGCAUUGUGAACGUUUACAAUCAUGCUCACCGCGGAUAUUGUAUGAGUCACCUCGGUGAAAAUCUCUACAUAAAUCAUCAUUGUGGAGAUUACCUUUAUCUUUACUACAAUGCGGCAAAGGCUUAUUCUUUGGAGGAGUUUGACAAUCAUUUUGUAGAAUUCAAGAACAAAUGCCCCGCUGUAGUCGUCGUCCUUGAGCAUGACAUUGGUUUUGAGAAGUGGAGCAGGGCACAUUUUCCUAGCAAUAGAUAUGAUGUUAUGACCACAUAUAUCGCCGAGUUACUCAAUGAUAUAUUGAUAGACGAAAGAGAGUAUCCCGUGGCAUCUAUAUUUAAUUCGAUUGCUAAGAGGUUUGGAGAAUUGUUUGGGGAGAGGUAUACAUAUAUCCUCAAAUCAAUGGGUAAUCAAAUGGUAUCGGCUGCCGAAAAAAUCCCAAGAAAAAAAUGA